Molecule: messenger RNA, 5538 nt
Organism: Gavia stellata (red-throated loon)
Lineage: Eukaryota; Metazoa; Chordata; Aves; Gaviiformes; Gaviidae
Product: multiple epidermal growth factor-like domains protein 6
Exons: 37
Coding region: 21-4577 (1518 amino acids)
Molecular function (GO): protein binding; calcium ion binding
Source: RefSeq, a predicted model, not a curated record
AGCCGCGGCUGCAGCGGGACAUGCCAAAUGUCUGCCCAGUGUUUGAGUUGGCACUGAUAGGACAUCAACAGCCAUGUGUUCAAGCCUUUAGUCGUAUGGUCAAGAUGUGGAAACAAGGUUGCACAGGGAGGAGGUGGUGUAUGGGCUAUGAGAGAAGGUCUGGGUACUACACGGUUUACAAGCAGGUGUACAGAAUGGAGCGUCAGACUGUCUAUAAGUGCUGCCCUGGAUGGGUCCAACAUGACAAUGAACCUGGCUGUUUACACUUGCUGUGUACUGUUGGUACUUGCUUCAAUGGAGGGAAAUGUUCUGAAGCAGGAUCCCAGAUGUGCCAGUGUCCCGCAGGAUUUCAGGGUCCUCGCUGCCAGUAUGACGUAAAUGAGUGCACCACUGAGAACGGUGGCUGUCAUGACCAGUGCUGUAACACCAUCGGCAGCUACCACUGCAAAUGUCCGGCUGGCCAGAAGCUGGAGGAAGAUGGAAAAUCAUGUGGAGACGUGGACGAGUGCACAGUGGUGAAUGGUGGCUGCCAGCAAGGUUGUGUCAACACACACGGCUCCUUCCAUUGCCAGUGCCAGGCGGGAUACAGGCUCCACGCUGAUGGGCGCACCUGCAUAGCUGUCAAUUCCUGCAGUGUUAACAAGGGGGGCUGCGAGCAGGAGUGCGUUCAGCUCGGUGAAGACCGAUACAAGUGCCAGUGCCAGCCGGGCUACCAGCUGAAGAGGGAUGCCAAAUCCUGUGAAGUGAUAGACCCCUGCACAAGCAGGAAUGGAGGAUGCUCACAAAUCUGUCAAAAUGAGAGAGGAAUUGCAAAAUGCGAGUGUCACCCAGGGCAUUAUCUUUCUGCAGACAAAAAGUCCUGUUUAGACAUUGAUGAGUGUGCAGAAGGGAGAGCCAGGUGUGCUCAUCGUUGUGUGAACACUCUGGGAUCCUUCACCUGUGUCUGUAAUCCUGGCUUCGAGCUGGGGGCUGAUGGAAAGCAGUGCUACCGCAUCGAAAUGGAAAUUGUUGAUAGCUGCCAGGACAACAACGGUGGCUGCUCUCAUCACUGCGAGCACACGACUGCGGGGCCACGCUGCUCCUGUGACGACGGCUAUCGCCUCGAUUUUGAUGGCAAAACGUGCGCAGAGCUGGACGAGUGCGAGACUGGAGAGUCCUGCUGCUCCCAAUUCUGCAUCAACUAUGCGGGCGGCUACGAGUGUGCCUGCAAAGCGGGGUUCCAGCUGAACGCCGACGGCUGCGCCUGCGAUGAUGUGGACGAAUGUCAUCUUGAUAAUGGCAACUGCGACCAUUUCUGUGUUAAUUCUCUGGGGUCAUACGAAUGUGCAUGCAAGGAGGGUUACAGGCUUGGUGUUAACAGGUGGUCCUGCAUCGGUGGAGAGGAGGCGGAGGAGGCAGCGGGGUUCGCCGGGGCUCCGGGGCUGCAGUUCAGAGGUCCCCCCCAGCUCCUUCGCUACGUGCUCGGUGCCCUCUACGAGGACGGAGACCCACGAGGAGAGCUCAGCCUGGUACACAGGGUCGUUUGCCUUGAUAAGACUUUUGGCAACGACUGUAGCUUGAGCUGUGAGGAUUGUCUGAACGGAGGCAGAUGUAACAGUGAACACAGUGGCUGUGUUUGCUCACCUGGGUGGACCGGCAUUAUCUGUAAUGAAACUUGCUCCUCCGGGACGUACGGCAGAGGCUGCGCCAGCAUUUGCAAGUGCCAGAACGGAGGCUCCUGUGAUCCUGUCACGGGGCAGUGCCGCUGCCCGCCCGGCGUCCACGGCAAGCUCUGUGAAGAUGGUUGCCCGAAAGGCCUCUUUGGGAAGAACUGUAACAAACCGUGCAACUGUGCCAACAACGGCUAUUGCCACAGACUCUACGGAGCCUGCCUGUGUGACCCUGGGCUCUACGGGCGCUUCUGCCAUCUUACCUGUCCCAGGUGGGCCUUCGGAGCUGGCUGCUCGGAGGAGUGUCAGUGCGUGAAAGAGCACACGCUGGAAUGCAGCGCGAGGAACGGGACUUGCACCUGCAAGCCUGGUUAUCAUGGCAAGAAGUGUCAGAAAGAAUGCACGCCUGGCUUUUAUGGGGCUGGUUGCAAACUGAGGUGCGCCUGUCCUACUGAUGUUUUGUGUGAUCACGAGACGGGAGUCUGCAAGCAUCCAUGCCCACCUGGCUUUCAUGGAGAAAAAUGCCAUUUAUCUUGUCAGCCCGGGAGCUUUGGGGCGAACUGCCGGCAGAGGUGCAGCUGUGGAGAAGCACCAUGCAAUGCACAGACGGGGCAGUGUAUUUGCCCAGCUGGGAAGACUGGCGUGACGUGUGAGCAAGAUUGCCCGGCGGGCCGGUGGGGACCAGACUGCCAGUCCUCCUGUGAGCCCUGCGCCAACGGGGGCCAGUGCAACAGAGAAACUGGAGCCUGCGACUGUCCCCCCGGCUACACCGGGGCAUCCUGCUCUGCAUCCUGCCCUGAUGGUCACUAUGGACAAAAUUGCCUGCUGUUAUGCAGCUGUAGCAGCAGUGCUCAGUGUCACCAUGUCACUGGAGAGUGCACAUGUCCCCCCGGCUGGACUGGCCAUGGCUGUAAACACCGAUGCCCCGAGGGAAGCUUUGGCCCGAGCUGCGAGUACAGCUGUCAGUGCCAGAACGGAGCUGCCUGCGACCACGUGAGCGGAGCCUGUACUUGCGCGGCGGGCUGGACGGGAACGUUUUGUGGAAGAGCUUGUCCAGACGGAUUCUUUGGGCUUGACUGCCACCAGGUGUGCAACUGCAAGAAUGCUGCUGGCUGCGACCACGUCCUGGGAACAUGCCGCUGCCUCCCCGGCUGGCUGGGAGAGACCUGCGAGCAGCCCUGCCAGGGGGACAGCUACGGGCCAGGCUGCAGCCACACUUGUCACUGUCACAAUGGAGCGCUCUGUCAUCACGUAACCGGGAGGUGCCUUUGUAGCCCGGGGUGGAAAGGAGCCACCUGCCAAGAAGCCUGUCCUCCUGGAUGGUAUGGUGCAAACUGCCUACAGCGCUGCGUCUGCCACGGCCAGGCGACGUGUGACCGGGUGACGGGCGAGUGCCGGUGUCCCCAGGGUUGGACGGGGAUAGCGUGUGAACUGGAGUGUGGGGACAGGAGGUACGGAGAGGGCUGUGAGCAGAACUGUACCUGCCACCAUGGGGUUUGUGACCAGCACUCGGGGAAAUGCGUCUGCCGCGCUGGCUGGACUGGGGACCACUGUGAUGUUGUCUGCCCCCCGGGAUUUUUUGGCAAGCGGUGCGAGGAGCAAUGUGACUGCGUGCACGGCUUGUCCUGCCACCAUCAAACUGGAGCGUGUCACUGUGAAAGGGGAUGGCGAGGGAGGCACUGUGACAAACCUUGCUUGCCCGGCCGCUACGGCGUGGGCUGUGCCCAGCGGUGCCGGUGUCCUGCGGGUACCCCCUGCCAUCCCCUGACGGGCGAGUGCGGCUGUCCUCCGGGAUUCACUGGCUACGGCUGCGAGAAAACUUGUCCACCGGGCACGUAUGGUAAGAACUGUAACCGAGUAUGUCAGUGCUCUGCGGAGAAUGAGGAAUGUCACCCGGUGACUGGCGACUGUGCGUGCCGCCUGGGCUACUACGGGGCCCACUGCAACCUCCGGUGUCCAAAAGGUACUUAUGGUUCAAAUUGCCAAAAACCCUGUAAAUGCAUGAAUGGAGGCCAUUGCGACCCUGCGUCGGGAACUUGUGAUUGCGCGCCUGGUUUCAUUGGAGCCGACUGUAGUAAAACUUGCCCUGAAAACCGAUACGGGAAGGACUGCACCCUGUUCUGUGCAUGUGGUAAAGGUCAGUGUGACCCACGGACUGGCAAGUGUACCUGUCCUCCCGGCCAAAUGGGACCCAGCUGUCAGCAAGUGUGUCCCCAGGGACAAUAUGGCCCCAACUGCCACCUGACAUGUACCUGUCAGAACGGUGGUAUCUGUGACCACGUGGAUGGCAACUGCACUUGCGCGCUCGGCUGGACGGGAAGAUCGUGUGAGAAAGAAUGUCUCCCAGGGAAGUACGGGUCUGGCUGUGGCUUGGACUGCUCGUGCCAGCACAACGGCACCUGCGACAGGUUCACGGGCUGCUGCCAGUGCCCCGAGGGUUACUACGGCCACUCCUGUGAGCACAGGUGUCCCCUUGGAUUUUAUGGGCUAAGCUGUCUUCAUGCAUGUGCCUGUAAAAAUGGAGCGAGCUGCGAUGCAGUGACAGGACAGUGCAUUUGUCCUCUGGGUUAUCAAGGUGUCUACUGUGAGAAAGGCUGCGACAGGGGCUGGUUUGGAGAGAGGUGCCGGCACCGGUGCGACUGCGGAGAUGCUCCUUGCGAUCCAGAGACUGGGAAGUGCCUUUGCCCACCUGGGAAGACUGGAGACAAAUGUGACAUUGAAUGCGGGUCAGACCAGUACGGCCCUGACUGCUCCCUGCGAUGCCAGUGUGCCAGCAAAUCCCAGUGCAAUCCGUACAACGGGAACUGCGUAUGUCCAGCCACGUGGAUGGGGCCAACCUGCAAAGAAGGUGGCCCUCCAAAGCUUCCUUUUUAUGAAGAACAAACUCAAGAAAGAGGGAGUAUUUUUCCAAGAGCUCUACAACAGUAACAUUUGGACUAAUAAAUGAACUGUUUUAUAUGCACAGACGGUAUUUGAAUUUGGAUAUGAAAACAGCUAUUCAAUUCAGCUUGAAUUGUACUGAAGUAUUCACACUUCUUAUGGAAGACUACAGAGGCCAUUUAGUAGCUGGAUCCUCUUAAAAAGUUGAAUCUGUUUCAUGUAUUUAUUCCUAGCCUCUUACCCCUCCAUUAAUCUGCUCUGGACAUUCUUUCUGAUAUAUAAUAUAAAUCAUUGUUUGAAAGCUUGGACAUGUUUUUAAUAAGACCAGCUCCAAAGACUAUCAGGAAAAGCAGUAUGUAACGUAUCAACGUGCAGUGAGCCGCACCACGUAUAAGUUACUUUCUAAACCCGCUUGAAGUUUAAUGAGCGUUUCACGGAUUAUGAAGCCAAUAUGGAUUCUCUGCAAAAUCACAUUGCACAGAAACUAGUGGGAUUCACCAAAUUAAUUCCUCUUUGAAUAACAUUGUGUGCUCUAGAAAGGCAUCCAAUCUAAUUUUAAACUUGCAACUGAAGAAGAAUCCACCACAGUCCUCGAUAAGUUGUUAAUUAAUUUAAGAAUAUGUAGCACAUUUCUAGUGUGGAUUGACUGAUUGGAAGGUCUCCAAUCUGUAUCUUGCUUACGUCUGAAUCCAUCUUCUAAAGAGCAGGAUGUCAUCUGUCAGGCUCUUCUGGUUUUCUGCAUUCUCCCAUCUUGUCAGUUGAGUUUCUCAGUGGUUUGUCAAGUCAAACUGUGCAGCAGUUCUCAUAAACAGUACCUUCUAAUGCAGGAAAGAGUUUUAUCUUAGGCAGAAAAAGCAGAUAGUAAGCAAGGAUAGAUGCUUGAAGAUAAUCUUUGUGUUCUUUAUAUAAAGGAUUUUAAUGCUCCUUUACUGCACAAUAGUUCAAUUAAGUCAGCUUUAAAAAGUCCUGACACCAUUCAACAGCUGCUGUUGGUCACUUAAUAGAACAA